AUGAAUGCUCAACUUAUGCAACACGGUCCCCCAUAUCCUCCCUCGGGAGCUGGCCUCGGUGGUCGUCCCACAGUCGCGGUCGACGUGCCCAUCUCGUCCGUCUUCAUCGCCCUCUUUCUCACGUCUGCCAUCCUCAACAUGACGAUCCUCCAACUCAACAUCCGCAGCGGCCACAAGUUCAUCCUCUCGGGUGUCCUCUUCGGCUUCAGCAUGGCCCGCAUCCUCGCCAACGUCAUGCGUAUCGUCUGGGCCACCAAGCCCACCAACGCGUCCAUCGCCAUCGCGGCCGGCGUCCUCACCAACGCCGGCGUCGUCCUGCUCUUCGUCGUCAACCUCAUCCUCGUUCAGCGUCUGCUACGCGCCUACCACCCCUCCUUUGGCUGGAGCCGCAAGGUCGGCCUCGCGUUCAAGUUCCUCUACUUCGCCAUCGCGGCCGCCAUCAUCAUGGUUAUCGUUGCCGUCGUCUACAGUUUCUACACUCUCGACCCCAAAGCCAAGCUGCGCAUACGCGAGGUCCAGCUCACCGGCGUCGUCUUCCUGGCCGUGCUCGCGUUCCUCCCCAUCCCCAUCGGCCUCGCCGCCGGCCUCAUCCGCAACAAGAACCCGGAUGACAUCUCGUUGUUCUCCAAACCCACCUACUGCUACCACUGUGAACGUCAGGAGCCUGCGCGCGAGCCCAUCGGCCAGGGCAACCGCCAGGGCGUCGCCACCUCGCUCCGCUUCAAGCUCGGCCUUGUACUCUUCACCUCGGCCCUGCUCACCCUCGGCGCCGCCUUCCGUGCCGGCGUUGCCUUCUACCAGCGGCCCGCGACCAACCCGGCCUGGUUCCACAGCAAGGCCUGCUACUACUGCUUCAACUACAUCAUCGAGAUCGUGGUUGUCUUCACCUACGCCCUGAUUCGAUUCGACCGUCUCUACCACGUCCCCAACGGCAGCAGCGCGCCCGGUCACUAUACCGUAACGGAUCCCAGUUUCGAAACUACGAGUGGGCGUCCCAUGACCGUUGCCCAGCAGCAGAGAGCAAUGGAGCGAGAGGCCGACCUUCAACGCGAGAGUGACAAACAGGCUGCCUAG
Cordyceps fumosorosea ARSEF 2679 is the source of this 1074-nucleotide messenger RNA. RefSeq lists its product as hypothetical. The record is from RefSeq and is a predicted model, not a curated record. Lineage: Eukaryota; Fungi; Ascomycota; Sordariomycetes; Hypocreales; Cordycipitaceae. The transcript is spliced from 2 exons. The coding region runs from base 1 to 1074 and encodes 357 amino acids.